AAUGGAAUCAGACCAAUGAGAAGUCGACAACACAUCCUAGAAACCAACUCUGGUUUAUUUCCUUGCCCAAAACCAGGUUUUAGCUUUCUUUUAAACCGCUAUUUCCAAAAUAUCUUCUCUUUAAAUAAAGAGUGAAAGAGAGCACUACUCUUUCACAUUAUUAUCAUUAUAAAGGAAAGAAGAAAAACUUUCCUAAUUAGAUCAAGCUCUCUUGUUUUCUUUUCUUUGGAGUUUUUCAUAUAUAUAGUUUAUUUAUUUACGAGAAAUGGGAAGGGGUAGGGUUCAAUUGAAGAGGAUAGAGAACAAGAUCAAUAGACAAGUGACAUUCUCUAAAAGAAGAGCUGGUCUUUUGAAGAAAGCUCAGGAGAUCUCUGUUCUUUGUGAUGCCGAGGUUUCCCUUAUUGUCUUCUCCCAUAAGGGGAAAUUGUUCGAGUACACCUCUGAAUCUUGCAUGGAGAAAGUACUAGAACGCUACGAGAGGUAUUCGUACGCUGAGAGGCAGCUGAUUGCACCUGACUCUCACGUCAAUGCACAGCCGAAUUGGUCAAUGGAGUAUAGCAGGCUUAAGGCUAAGAUUGAGCUUUUGGAGAGGAACCAAAGGCAUUAUCUGGGAGAAGACUUGGAACCAAUGAGCCUCAAGGAUCUCCAAAAUCUGGAGCAGCAGCUUGAGACUGCUCUUAAGCACAUUCGCUCCAGAAAAAAUCAACUCAUGUACGAGUCCCUCAACCACCUCCAAAGAAAGAUAAAGGAGAGGGAAAACAUCCUAAGGACACAACAAACCCAAUGUGAGCAGCUGAACCGCAACCACGAUGUACCACGGCCGCAACCGCAACCAUUUCAACACCCUCAUCCUUACAUGAUCUCUCAUCAGACUUCUCCUUUCCUAAAUAUGGGAUCGGAGAAGAAAAGAAAAAUAGUAGUCGCGGCAAUGGAGGAUCUAUGGAAGAGGGCAAAAUCGUUCGCAGAAGAAGCGGGUAAGAAAUCUCAGACCAUCACCCAACAAUCCUCCGCGAGCUUCGUCAAUCUCGUCACCGAGACUGCUAAGAAAUCCAAGGAACUCGCUCUCGAAGCUUCUAAGAAAGCCGAUCAACUCAAUGUCUCCGAUUUCGUUGCCGAAACGGCUAAGAAAUCUAAAGAGUUCGCUGCCGAAGCUUCAAAGAAGGCGGAUCAGUUCAAAGUCGCCGCGCUGAAACAAGCUGAUCAGAUCCAGAACAUCAAAUCGAUCGCUGAUAUUAUCGGGUCCGGGUCCGGGUCAGGAUCUGGUUCAGAUGCAGAGCUUCUCGAAUUCGGUGUAACGGAUGAUUUGAGAGAGUUCGUUGAAGGCUUGACCUCUGCUACAUUUCAAGCUUUUCCUGAACAAGAUCAUCAACCUGAUGAAGUUGCUGAUGUGACAACGAAUUCUUCGAAUGUUCGAAAGGAUCUCUCGGAUUGGCAAGAGAGACAUGCCACUCUGGUUCUAACCUCUGUCAAGCAAAUCUCCAAGUUAAGAUACGAACUUUGCCCGCGAUUCAUGAAAGAAAGGAGGUUCUGGAGGAUAUAUUUCACACUAGUGAGUACUCAUGUUUCACCAUAUGAGAGGAGGUACAUGGAGGCACUUAAGACCAAAGCAGAACAUGAAAAUGAAGAAGCUAAGAAGGCUCCAGCGACUGGAGAGACAGAAACAGUGGAAAAGAAUGUUGCAAUCAGUAGAACAUCUACUGCGACUUCUGAGCAGGAUCUGGAUACAUUCCUUUUGGGAGAUCUCGAAGACAGUGAUGAAACUCCAGAUGAUGGUGAUGGAAGCCUUGAGGAUGACUUUGACAAGAUUGGAAAUUCAGAUGUUGAAGACGAGAAGCAAUCAACUAAAGCUACAACAAAUGCAGGAAACUAAGUGUCUUGUUAGUUUAACAUCCAAUUAGAAAAAGGUAAAUGAAGACGAUGCUUGAAAUGUAUAGUUUUGAUUUAGUAAGGGACGCAUAAGAAGACCGCGAUUUCGUAUAGUAAUUCAUUUGUUUUGCCAAACAGUCCUUUGGUUCGUUUUGUACAGCACUGUUACCGAUAAGUAGUCAAUUACUUUAACUCUAGACUUGUCUAGUCUUUUAGGUUCACCCAUCUCAAAUUCACAAUGAAAUCUAUUCACGCUU
Molecule: messenger RNA, 2123 nt
Organism: Arabidopsis arenosa
Lineage: Eukaryota; Viridiplantae; Streptophyta; Magnoliopsida; Brassicales; Brassicaceae
Source: the annotation of a GenBank genome assembly